Molecule: messenger RNA, 873 nt
Organism: Zootermopsis nevadensis
Lineage: Eukaryota; Metazoa; Arthropoda; Insecta; Blattodea; Termopsidae
Cellular component (GO): extracellular matrix
Source: RefSeq, a predicted model, not a curated record
GAAAAACGUGGUUAAGGCAUAUAAGUAUAAAACGAAAAAGAAACUCUCGUUUUUAAGUCAGAUCACAUUUUACCUCCGCGACAGAACAGAGAAUCUCUAACAUGGGAUACACAAAGGUUCUUGGCGCUAUGUUUCUGAUGGCCACUGUCCGAGGAGGCCACCUAGGUCAGUCCGGCGGGUAUGGCGCUCCAGCGGUUUCGUCAUACGGCGCCCCAGUCGGUGGUCCUGCAUACUCAUCGCCCAGCGGAUACAGCGCAGGUUACAAUGGCGGAUCGUCACACACUGGACCAGGAUACAGCUCGAGCGGACAUGGGGGUUACGAUGAACAGCCCAAAUCGUAUCAGUUCGGCUACGCGGUGAAAGAUUACGCAUCAGGUAAUGACUACAACCGUCAUGAAACCAGUGACGGAAACACGAUCCAGGGGGAAUACCGUGUCCAACUACCUGACGGACGCACACAAAUUGUCACGUACAUCGCCGACUGGAAGAAUGGCUAUCGCGCCGACGUCAGAUACGAGGGUGAAGCGCACUACCCCACUGAGAGCUCGUAUAAUCCCUCCUCCAACUAUGGAGCACCUUCACCUGGGUACGCGGAAGGAUCCAGUUAUGCAUCACACAGGGAGUCGAGCGCGGGUUAUGGGACACAUUCCAACGAUUAUGAAGCCGGUCAUACUUAUGGCGGGGCUUCAUCGCCAUCCUAUGGACCUCCGGGUUAUGGUAAAUAACAUUCCUCUUUCUUCUUGCAACGCCCUCCACAUUCAUUAAAAUUUCGUGAAUUUGUCUGUACACACGAAACGGAAAAUCCAUGAAAAAAUUUACAGACGAGAUUUCUGAUGGAUUUUUGUGGACUCUUUUGCAUAUAUAUAUAUAUAU